AUGCCCUCUUUACUUUCGAAAUUCAGACACCGUAAAACAGGCUCGCAAUCCUCUACCUCCUCCCUUGAUCAACAGCCUUCUUCAUCUGGUCGACAUUCGCUCGAAACACCCUCGAGAGCGAGAGUAUCUUUAGAUCAGCCCAGUGCUAGAGUCAGAUCAUCAUUGGAUCAACCUCGUUCACCAAUUACACCUACCAAACCUCAUACUCAAUCUCAACCACAAGGAGAUUUACCUACCAGUCGAACGGAGGAAGAUGUAGUUGUCAUUGAUAAAUCACCCGGUCCUCGUAAUCCACAUUCAAAGCCAUUCGUAGAUGAGAGUGAACGACCUGAAUUACCUACCACGACAUCCAAUGUGAGUAAUCCUUUACCUCAACCUCAUCAAUCAGGCUCUACCACUUACCUACCACAGGAAGAUAUCGAUAAUAAUAAACCUCUACCUGCUGUUCCUGAAGUAAGAUCACCACCUAUUCAAUCUAACGAUAAAAACCUGAAAGAUUUCCCUUUACCACCUUCAAAAUCCACUUCUUCCUCAAUCGAACCCGAGCAUGUUGGAGAUAGAGUAAAAUUCCCUCCUUUACCACAUGUCGAUUCCAUCGAUCGACAACCUCUCCAUCAAGUGAAAGAAGAACGACCUGGAUUAGUUGGAUCGUCAAGUAGACCACCUAAGAGCGGUGAAAUAGAUGUGGUCAAAGGGAAUUAUCCACAUGUAUCGAGUUUACCUCAUUCUGAUAAACGAGAGGAUCUGAACGAGUUGUUGAAUGGGCAAAAAGAGCAGGUGGAAAUACCAAGUAGAACAUCAAGCUUGCAUCAUUCCACUUUAGAACAAUCUGGCCGUGGAGGUGGUGAUCAAUCAGAGAUGGAGCUGCAGGAACAUCGAAGAGAUGGUAAAUACACUCAACCUUCAUCUGCUGUCGAUUCAAUUUCCAAUCAUCCCGAUGGAAUCAUCAAUGAACGAUUCAAUAAUCUCUCAAUCGCCGAUGGCGGUGAGCUAGACCUGAAUGAACAGAGGAAUGACAUGAUAAGUAGAUUGAAUGAUCAGAUUGAAAGUAAGAAGGAUUUGACUGAAGAAGGUAUAGAGGUGUUUAGGAAAAUUGGCAUGGAGGGUCUGUUAGACAAGGAGAAUAGUAUUGAUAUUAGGUCGAGGGAGUUGAAACCUGUCGUUAAGGAAACCAUAUUUCCACUCGAACAUACGGAAUACACGACGAUACUUACUAGAUGUAUUCACAAGACUCAUUAUGUACCACUCAUUCAACCGAUUCAUGAUCCCGAUCCAAUCGUCCUAGCCACCCGUCAUAGGAUAUAUAACCCCACCACCAAGAAAUGGCACGAGGUCAUUGGGGAUGCAGCAGCAAUAUCUAUACUAGGCGAAGACGUUUUCCGCAAUGGGCCAAAGGAAAAUCGCGAAUUGCGUAAACCCGCUUUACCAGGAUUGGAAGAAAUGGACGAAGAUGCUAUACGUAUGGCCAAGGAGGCAGGGUUGGUAUCUGGUGGAGGACUGAGUACUGUGGAAGGAGUAAAAUAUUAUGAGUAUGGUUCAAGGGCUCAAGAUAGUAUACCUAUCAAGGGUGAGCAUGAGGACGUAUCGAUAGAUGGAAUUGGACAAGGUGAAGGUAAAGGUAGAGUGCUAGAAAGGGAAUAUGUACUUGGAACGGAAGAUGAAGAAGAAAAAGGAGAUUGGAAGGAAAUCGCAAGUUAUGUUGGAAUUGGUAAAGGUAAAGGUGGAUUAACGAAACAUCACGAUGAAGACAAGGAUCAGGAUCAGGUUGGUGUAGCAUUAUGA
Messenger RNA from Kwoniella mangroviensis CBS 8507, 1782 nucleotides. RefSeq lists its product as uncharacterized. The transcript is spliced from 3 exons. The coding region runs from base 1 to 1782 and encodes 593 amino acids. NCBI's taxonomy places the organism in Eukaryota, Fungi, Basidiomycota, Tremellomycetes, Tremellales, Cryptococcaceae. The record is from RefSeq and is a predicted model, not a curated record.